UUGUUUCUUUUUCUUUUCUUUUUUAAAUUCUUCUUCUUCCGCGAUUAAAGAAUCUUUAGGGUAGUGGUAAUUUUUCAAAGCGGUAAAGGUAUCGAUAUUGAUUUGAGAUUUUUUGAAAAAUAUGAAGCGAUCGCGGAAAACGAACAGAGUUUCUUGGGCUCCAGCUGUUAAUCUUUGUCAGGUGAAGCUGUUUUUGAAAGAGGAUUGCCCCUCGAAGGUUGGUGGUGAACAUCGACACACUCUUCAAGCAAAACCAUCAUGGGCAUUGCAUCCAAGUGGCAUGUGUGCUAAUGAUGACCUUUCCCCUGGGUUUGAAGGUGGUCAUUAUGCAGGUGGAUUUAAGUGCAAUCUAGCUAAGAUACCCAUCAUCCAAUGGAAAACCCCACCUAAGCAGUUUGCCCUGAAUUUUAACUGGCAAGUUGUAGCCGGUGAAGAGAGCAAGGAAGUGGAGGCUCAAAAACUGCGGGAAAAGAGAGUGCUUGAAGCAGUUUAUCCUCGCCUCUCCGUCGUUCCUCCCAAUCCUCUUGUUUUUCGGGAUGUGGAAGUCGAACACUAUGAUGAUAGCCGAAUCCCUCUUGUUCCUCUAAAUCCAAUUGAAGAUGAUGAGGGAGCAGAUGUAUCUUCUGGUAUUGCUGCUCAAACAAAAACUCCCUUUAAAUUUGAGACACCAGCAUUGCUAAUGCCCCCAGGUCGGUCAUACUCUGAAACUCCUGCACAUUGCCAUAGUUCAGCUGCCGAGGGACUGAUACCCGGUGCAAGUUCUGAUGUGAUGGCAGCUGCUUUGACUGCCUUAACUACAGUCAUGAAAAGCAAAGAACAAGGAAGUAUGGUCGACACCGAUUUGCUUGUUAAAAUCCUUAGUGAUCCAAAAAUGGUUGAGAAAUUAAUUCACAAUCCCGGACAUGCAAGUGCUGCUGCCGAUGGCAAUUUGAUAAGUGCACCUUCAUCUGUUUCACCAGAAACAGUAGUUACUUCCUUACCCUGUUCAAAACCUGCUACAAUUUCAUCAACUCCGGCAGUAAGAUAUUCAAACAACGUAGAAAAAGAGUUCCGACCUGCGUUAAGUAUGCCAGUUUCCAGGGCCAACAUCGUUUCCAAUUCUAUGCCUACGAGAGUCGAGCCGUCAUCGUUUCCCUUCCCCAGUACCGGUGCAACCAUAAAUAUGAAUUCAGGACAUAGGGUAGCAAAUGGUACUACCUCUUCUUACUCGAGAAUGAACCAGGUACAAUCCGCUCUUGGUAUGAUGCCGGUGCAGCCGGCCAUUGUUUCAACAACAGCCAUGCAAGCAAUGGAAGCAAACACAGUGAAGGAUGCUAACUAUUAUAAGAAUCUGAUAAGGGAACAUGGGAGAGAAAAGGAAGAAGCUAAAGCAUAUAAUAUCUCACAAACUGGGAAUCAUUUAAUUCAUAGCCAGCAGAACAUAGAACCUGGUGCAUCAAACACCAUGUUUCGGCAUCAUUGCAUGUUUUAUAACCGUUCAAAGGGGUUUAAUCAGGGGUCCAAUUACCCCUACUUGCAUGAUAACAAGUCAUUACAGCGGCAUACUGACAGAACGGUGGAAGAUCCAUGUGCUAAGAGAAUGAAAUUGAGUGGAGAAAUUACUGGUAGGAUCUAAGUAGGACGGAUGCCUUUGUUUUCCAGGGAAUUACCCCUUCCUUUCCUUUCAAAGCGUGUACAUACUUUCUUUUCGGUUA
Molecule: messenger RNA, 1694 nt
Organism: Hibiscus syriacus
Lineage: Eukaryota; Viridiplantae; Streptophyta; Magnoliopsida; Malvales; Malvaceae
Product: zinc finger CCCH domain-containing protein 6-like
Exons: 4
Coding region: 122-1615 (497 amino acids)
Source: RefSeq, a predicted model, not a curated record